CUGAUAUUCAUCCCCCCACCGACCAACAUACACCCCCGACCUCCGCCCAAAAUAACACAUCCCAGCGCCAUUCACUGCCUCCUAUGUCACUUCCGAUGUCUUGAGAUGGUUACACUUGGUGGCGGUGGCGGUUCAAGCAAUCCGCUCAGUUCUCUACAGACGCGAAACAUCCCCAUCCGGCGUCCAUAGUCGCGACCCCAUUCGACCUUCAUCCUCUUAUUUCAAAUUUAUUGCUGGACCUAGAGAUAUAAGUCAUCAUGGCGCAACCUCAACCCCCACCUCAACAUCUCACCCAGUCUUUUUCCCCGCCGGGUUCUUCACCCUCGCCUGGUGCCCCGUCGCCAGUGAAUGGUGGUGGUGGUCUUCCUCCGCCUUUCAAGCGGCAGCGUCUUUCACCUCUUCCUCAGUCGCAAUCCCCUUACGCUUCUCCCAGCUUUGGAACUCUGCAACUGCCUCAACACCAACCGCAACAACAACCGCAACAGCCACAACACCAGUCACCCGCGCCGUUAAAUGGAGCCAACAUGAGUCCAAGCCUGAACCAGAGCAUGAAUCCCAGCAUGAAUCCCAGCAUGAAUCCCAGCAUGAAUCCCAGCAUGAAUACCGGCAUGAAUCCCAACAUGAAUCCUAACCUGAACCACAACAUGAAUCCGAGUAUGAAUCAGAGCAUGAGCCCCGGGAUGAACCAAAACAUGAACCAGGGCAUGAAUCAGGGCAUGAAUCCCAACAUGAACCCCAACAUGAAUCAAAACAUGAACCCCAACAUGAAUAUGAACGGCAUGCCUCAAACUUCAGCUCCUCCACCUCCCCCGCCUGGCGCUAUGGGUCCUCCGUCCCGCCCGGCGGACAAGGCGACCGAUGCUGCAGAGCUAACGGACGUGCUGGCGUCAUCAGGUAUUGACGUACGUGAGGAAGAGGCCUACCUGACGAGCAGUUAUUCGGGUCCUGGGGUACAAGCCCAACAGGCACCUCGCCCUCAGCAGCCGCCCAUGCCACAACAGCAGUCACAACCGCCCGCUGUCAACGCCUCUUUCACUUCACAGACAUCCACCACGGGGACGGUUUCUACGACACCUGGCUAUGGUGAUCCAUCGCCUUACAAACCCCAGUCGAGCCAGGAUUCUUACUACACGGAGCCACCCCCGCAGCCUCCUGCUCCUUUCAAAGAUCCGAACGAGCCGACUCGAGAAGACACUGAGGCAGCCAGGCGGGCGCAAUACCAUUUGCAACACUCGUUCCUAUUGACGAAGGUAUUGGAGCAGAAGUUACAGAAGCGGGGGUUUGAGCUGGGUGUGCGCAUCCCGGCGGAAGGUUUGUACCAUCCCGUGCCAGGGCGUCAACAGCCGAUUGAAGUCACCGGACCCGAUGGUUCAUCGAUCAUACGGUCCGGGCAGACAAUCCUGAACCAAACCGGGGCGCCUCUGCUGGAUAUUCUUAGCUUGAUGUCUAUCUCGUGUGAGGAGCGGCUACGAACGGUGGUCGAUUAUUCUUCGACAUUAGCGAAAAGUCGGCGCGCACAUUCUCACGGAGUUGUUCCUUCAGAGUGGGAGGACGUGGCGACGGCGGCCAAGGCAGUGAAUGGGAACACUGAAAACCCCAGCACUCCAGCCAAACGACCCCUACCUGCGACCGAGCAAUCGGGAACGAAAGCAAUCUCUGAGAAGUAUCGUCUGCUUAUGGACCGGGAUAACUCCAGUGAAGAUACACGGGCCGCGAAACGUGCCAAGCGUAGCGCGAGUGCCAUCCUGGGAGAAGGUGCACCGAGUCGGUCGGAGUCCGCGGACAUCCCCGGGUCCGGUGCUUCUACGCCGAUCGGGGAUAGACCGCCUAGUCUCGAUAAAAAGGGGAUCUCGAAGAAGGAAGCCAAGAAGAUGAUGGAUGCGAAAGCCAACGAGGCCCAGCAGCAUCAACAGUCGGUGGAGACCGCACGCAUGGCUACCAACAGCAUGUUGUCAGGUCGCAUGUUCGGAGCUAAGAAGUCAUAUUCAUGGUUAAAUCGAGGAUCAGCCGGAGGCAGUGGAUUCUCCACCCCAUCACGAGUCAACACCGCCACGCCGACUGCCACCCCUGACAAAGCUGGACGUUCCGGGGAGCCUGCGGCCGCUCCCGUGAAACGGCUUGGAACCUGGCGAGAGGAUAAGGACAAGGGCGCUGGCAUCCAGGUCCGCGAUGUUCUGUUUAUGCUCGAGCUGGAUGGGCGAGGCCCUCGACACGUUCAAAAAGCCUAUUCCAAAGAUGUCAAGGAGGACCGAGUCGACUGAACUUUCGUACCCUUCAGGGCUACUCCGUAACUGCGCAGGAUCGUGGUUAUGUGACGAUGUGGCAUACUCCCAAAGCAGUGCUCUUUCGCUCGCUCUCCCUUCGUGUCUACUAUUUAUUGUAUGUGCAUUGACUCAUCGGAUUCUCAUGUAUUGCGAGACUACCAGACCCCCUCUGCGUGUUCCUUUGCAUCUGAUGACAUUUCCCCUUCUUUCCAUACUUGUUUAAUUUAUGAUCGGUGAAGGUUCCACGACACCUGGCGGGUGACGAUUCGACGCCCCGAGGGAGCCGGGCAACCCACCAGCGACGGGAAAAUGAGGCGAACAACCGAGCAGGAAUGAAAUAAGCAAUGCGGAGCAACGCUGGUUCCGCAGCAUCUAGUCGCAGUCUCGGAUCUUCUUCUUAUUAAUCAAUGGCAUUGUCAUCCGGUA
Molecule: messenger RNA, 2690 nt
Organism: Aspergillus heteromorphus CBS 117.55
Lineage: Eukaryota; Fungi; Ascomycota; Eurotiomycetes; Eurotiales; Aspergillaceae
Exons: 2
Coding region: 258-2261 (667 amino acids)
Biological process (GO): DNA-templated transcription initiation
Cellular component (GO): transcription factor TFIID complex
Source: RefSeq, a predicted model, not a curated record